Molecule: messenger RNA, 1416 nt
Organism: Cricetulus griseus (Chinese hamster)
Lineage: Eukaryota; Metazoa; Chordata; Mammalia; Rodentia; Cricetidae
Source: RefSeq, a predicted model, not a curated record
CGUGGACCACUAUGCAAGGCUGAAACCUUAAACCUCACAUCUAAGAUACUAUCAGCUUUCCCUCUUUUAAAAAGAGUCAACAGAAAACAUUGCCCAAACUACAACUCCCAAGAUGCAAAGCUGCUUCGGCCCCUCUGUUUUGGCCCUCCAGCUUUAAUGAUCCCGUCAUGCAUCGAGGUGCGCGAAAGGCAGCCUGGGAAGAGUAGUUCGUCCGGGCACCUACCGGUAUCGCCAGCGCGGCAGAAGCUGUUGUCGCGGCUGGAGCCCGGGGUCGUGUGAGGGUGAGCUCAGUGGAGAAAGGGCGCGAAGGGAAACGGUGAGUCAGGCGCGGGCUACGCGAUAAAGGGAGGCGGCACCGCAGCGAAGGCCCAGUUGAGUAACUACGGCCGCGGGCCGACUGUCCUGGGACGCCGCUGUGUCUGUGUCGGCGUCGGCGAGGGAGGCGUGAGGAGGAGCCGGGCGUCUGCAGCCGUUCUCGUCCCCGGCGCCCCGCCGCCAUCUCCACCAUGCAGUCCCGGGAAGACGCCCCGCGCUCUCGCCGCCUCGCCAGUCCCCGCGGCGGGAGGCGACCCAAGAGGAUCUCCAAGCCUUCGGUGUCGGCCUUUUUCACGGGCCCCGAGGAGCUGAAGGACGCGGCCCACUCUGCAGCCCUCCUGGCCCAGCUCAAGUCUUUCUACGACGCGCGGCUGCUGUGUGAUGUGACCAUCGAGGUGGUGACGCCCGGCAGCGGGCCCGGCACGGGGCGCCUCUUCUCGUGCAACCGCAACGUGCUGGCGGCGGCGUGCCCCUACUUCAAGAGCAUGUUCACGGGCGGCAUGUACGAGAGCCAGCAGGCCAGCGUGACCAUCCACGACGUGGACGCCGAGUCCUUCGAGGUCUUGGUGGACUACUGCUACACCGGCCGCGUGUCCCUGAGCGAGGCCAACGUGCAGCGCCUGUACGCGGCCUCGGAUAUGCUGCAGCUGGAGUACGUGCGCGAAGCCUGUGCUUCCUUCCUGGCUCGCAGGCUUGACCUGACCAACUGCACUGCCAUCCUCAAGUUUGCCGACGCCUUUGACCACCACAAGCUGCGCUCCCAGGCCCAGUCCUUCAUAGCUCACAACUUCAAGCAGCUCAGCAGGAUGGGUUCCAUUCGGGAGGAGACGCUGGCAGACCUGACCCUGGCGCAGCUGCUGGCCGUGCUGCGUCUCGACAGUCUGGACGUAGACAGUGAGAAGACAGUGUGUCAUGUGGCCGUGCAGUGGCUCGAGGCUGCUCCCAAAGAGCGGGGCCCCAGUGCUGCAGAAGUCUUCAAGUGUAUUCGUUGGGCGCAUUUCCCUGCGGAAGACCAGGACUACCUGGAAGGGCUGCUGACCAAGCCUAUUGUGAAGAAGUACUGCCAGGACAUUAUUGAAGGGGCCCUCCUGCAGCUGCGUU